CGGGGUUUCCAGGGCAGAGGCGCAGGAGUUGAGGAGUCCCCUUCUCAGUUAACGCUGUUCAGCUCCGCAUCUGUCCGCCGGCAACUCCUCAGCAAGUGGACCUACACGGAGACUGGACUGGUAAACAGAAGAGAACAUCCGAACCAGGAGCGAAACGUUCUCCGUGGUUUGUGACGCUGUUAGCUUGAACACAAACUUGUGCUCGCCGCAGGUCGCCUGCAGCCCCGCGGGUUGAUGUACGCUCAGAGAUGCGAGCCUCACUGAUGGUGCUCGUCUGCGUCCUGGCUGCUGCCGUUGGCCAGGAGCCAGACCACAGCCACGGCUGUGCCCAUGGCAGCUGUUACCCAGCAACAGGGGACUUGCUGGUUGGUCGAGAGAAGAACCUGAAGGCCUCUUCCACAUGUGGGAUGAGGAAAAAAGAGCGCUACUGCAUUGUCAGUCAUCUGCAGGAUGAGAAGAAGUGUUUCGACUGUGACUCUCGACGGCCAUAUGAUCCAGUGUACAACACCAUCAAUCACCGAAUAGAGAACGUUAUCACCACCUUCAAACCUCACCGCAAGAAGUCCUGGUGGCAGUCUGAGAAUGGAAAGUCGGAUGUCUUAAUCCAGUUGGAUCUGGAAGCAGAGUUUCAUUUCACUCACCUGAUUAUGACCUUCAAGACCUUCCGUCCAGCAGCCAUGCUGAUCGAACGGUCUGCAGAUUUUGGUCGUACCUGGCAGGUCUACCGCUACUUUUCUCACGACUGCGCUGCUGCUUUUCCUGGAGUGUCCCAGGGUCCUUUGCGUAACAUUAAUGAUGUCAUCUGUGAGUCACGGUACUCAGACAUUGAGCCGUCCACAGAGGGAGAGGUCAUCUACAGAGUGCUGGAUCCAGCCAUCAGGAUCGAGGAUCCAUAUAGCCCGAACAUCCAGAACCAGCUGAAGAUUACCAACUUGAGAGUAAACUUUACCAAGCUUCACACACUGGGAGACAACCUCCUGGACCCCAGAGCUGAAAUCAAAGAGAAGUAUUACUAUGCCAUGUAUGAGCUUGUCGUACGUGGAAACUGCUUUUGCUAUGGCCACGCCUCGAAGUGCGCCCCCAUCGUUGGCAUCAGGGAUGAUAUUGAAGGAAUGGUCCACGGCAGGUGUGUGUGUAACCAUAACACCAAGGGUUUGAACUGUGAGCAAUGUGAUGACUUCCACAACGACCUGCCCUGGAGACCAGCAGAGGGACGCAACACCAAUGCCUGCAAGAAAUGUAACUGCAACGGCCACUCCACUCAGUGUCACUUUGACAUGGCGGUGUAUUUGGCCACUGGCAAUAUCAGCGGAGGAGUUUGUGAUGACUGUCAGCAUAACACCAUGGGACGCAACUGUGAGAUGUGCAAGCCUUUCUACUACAAAGAGCCUGUAAAGGAUAUCAGGGACCCAAGAGUCUGCGUAGCUUGUGACUGCGACCCAGAUGGUUCCCAGAAUGGAGGGAUGUGCGACAGCCACACAGACCCUUCCCUCGGCAUGGUGGGAGGUCAGUGCCGUUGCAAGGCCAAUGUGGAGGGGCCACGCUGCGACAAGUGUAAGACCGGCUUCUUUGGCCUGAGCGCUGACAACCUGCAGGGCUGCCAACCUUGCCGGUGUGACCACAGGGGAACAGUGUCAGGUAGCUCCCAGUGUGACCCGGUCAGUGGAGACUGCUUCUGCAAGCGUCUUGUCACUGGACGCAGCUGUGACCAGUGUUUGCCAGAACACUGGGCUCUGAGCCACGACCUGAAUGGGUGCAGGGGCUGCGAGUGUGAUGUUGGAGGAGCCCUGGACAACCAUUGCUCCAUGGAGAGCGGUCAGUGUCGCUGUCGCAGUCACAUGACAGGACGUCAGUGCACACAGGUGGAGUCUGGAUAUUUCUUUAUGGCUCUGGAUCACUUCCUGUAUGAGGCUGAGCUGGCCAAAAUGGGGCAGGGCUGCACACUGGAGACCAGGGAGCACCCACCGGGGCGCCCCGCCACAUGGACAGGCAUUGGGUUUGCUCGGGUACCUGAGGGUGGCACCCUGGAAUUCCUCAUCAGUGACAUCCCCUACUCCAUGGAAUAUGACCUGCUUAUGCGCUAUGAGUCUCAGAUGCCCCGAGACUGGGAAGAAGUGAGAAUAACAGUGAUCCGUCCGGGACCGAUUCCUACCAGCAGCCCCUGUGGAAACACCAUCCCAGAUGACGACAGACUCACUGUCUCCCUGCCUGCGGGUGCCAGGUUUGUGGCCCUUCCUCAUCCUGUGUGUCUGGAGAGAGGUGUGACUUAUACCAUCCGCUUUGAGUUCAGACGCUAUCAGGACGCCAACAGCAUCCUCAACGGCGCAGCCAACGCAGUCCUGCUUGUGGACUCUAUUGCCUUGAUGCCUCGCCACUUGUCCAUGGAGAUGUUCAAUGCAGGGGAUCCAGCUUCUAACAACAGAAAGCAGACCUACGAGCGGUAUCGCUGCCACGAAGGAGGGAGGAGUGUGACCCGCCCUCUGAUGAGUGACACCUGUGCCAAGCUAAUCACCAGCAUGUCAGCCAUCAUAAAUGAUGGGGCUCUGCCUUGUAAUUGCGAUCCUCAGGGGUCCAUCAGUUCUGUGUGUGAUGUGCGCGGGGGCCAGUGCCGCUGCAGGCCCAAUGUGAUUGGUCGACGAUGUGAUCAGUGUGCUCCAGGAACUUAUGGUUUUGGACCCUCGGGCUGCAUAGCCUGCGGUUGCAGCUUGGAAGGCUCCGUGACUCGACUUUGUGACAAGUUCACUGGUCAGUGCCAGUGCCGCCCGGGAGCAUUUGGUCCGCGCUGUGAUGGAUGCCAAGCAGGUCACUGGGGUUUCCCCAGCUGCCGACCCUGCCACUGUAACGGACACGCCGAGGAGUGCGACCAGAGGACCGGAGCCUGCAUCGGCUGCAGGGACAACACUGGAGGAGACAAAUGUGACAGAUGUGCCAAUGGUUACUAUGGUAACCCAAUUUUGGGCCUACCAUCCAGUGGUCAGUGCCGUCCAUGCCCCUGUCCAGAUGGACCCAACAGUGGACGUCACUUUGCUGCCUCUUGUUACCAGGACAACCGUAACAGACAAAUUAUCUGCAACUGUAACCAGGGUUACACAGGGAUUGUUAAACGCUCCGGGGCGACCAUUUUUAAGCGUGCUCGAUGUGAGGAAUGUGCCCCAGGUUACUAUGGUAACCCCUCUCAACCUGGAGGGCGCUGCCAGCCGUGCCAGUGCAACAACAACAUAGACAUGUCAGACAUGGAUGCUUGUGACAGGCAAACUGGCGAGUGCAGGAAAUGCCUUUACAACACUGAGGGCCCCACAUGUGGCAUCUGCAAGAGCGGCUAUUUUGGGGACGCUUCCCGACGCAACUGCAGGAAGUGCACAUGUAACUUCCUGGGUACUGAACGCAGCCAGUGUGUGGAGCGUGAGGACUGUGUGUGCCAACGUGCUACAGGGCAGUGCCAAUGUCUACCAAAUGUCCUGGGCCUGACAUGUGAUCACUGCGCCCCCAACCACUGGAACCUGGCCAGUGGGAGGGGCUGUGAACCCUGCGGCUGUGAUCCCAACAACUCAGUCACCUCCGCAUGUAAUGAGUUCAGUGGGCAGUGUCAGUGUCGUGAUGGCUUUGGGGGGAAGACCUGCACAGACUGUCAGGAGAACUACUGGGGAGACCCCAGGACACAGUGCAGAGCUUGUGACUGUGACUGGCGCGGCAUUGAGACGUCUCAGUGCAACCGGGUUACCGGCCACUGUGUUUGCCAGCAGGGGGUGUCAGGUGUCCGUUGUGACCAGUGUGCCAGAGGCUUCUCUGGCCAGUUCCCUAACUGUCAGCCCUGUCACCAGUGUUUCGGUGACUGGGAUCGCAUUGUGCAGGAUCUGGCAGUGCGUACCAAAGCCCUGGCAGCGCGUGCUCAUGAGAUUCAGACCACUGGGCUUACUGGGGCCUAUGAGAAGGCUUUCAGAGACCUGGAGGAGAAACUAGCACAAGCUCAGGGUAUUGUUAAUGCACGCAAUGCCACUGCGGCAGCUGUUGCUACCCUAAUGGAGCUUAUCGAAGAGCUCAGAGCACAAAUCAGUGAGACCACAGACACCCUGAACCGCCUGGAAGGAGACCUAACCAUUGUCCAGGACAGCAACUCAGAGGCAAGCAAGGAGCUGAGUGCACUAGAGAGAGAAGCUAAAGAACUAAACCUCACUUCAGAGCAGCUACACCACCAACUGGACAUCCUAAAAAACUCCAACUUCCUCGGUGCGUACGACAGCAUCCGCAGCUCCUACAACAGGUCUCGGGAUGCAGAGCGGCGUGCCAAUGAAUCAACAACCACCAGACCCAGUACAGUCAGCCAAUCUGCAGACACUCGCCGCCGGACGGAGCGUCUCAUCGCAGCCAAGAAGGACGACUUCAACCGUAAGAAUGCUGCUAACAAGCGUGCACUUGGAGAACUCAGCACCAGAGCACAAGGCCUGGACUUGAAGAAGAUCAAUGAGAAGGUUUGCGGCGCCCCAGGUGAUGCUCCCUGCGGGGAAAGUCCUUGUGGGGGUGCAGGAUGCCGUGACGAUGAAGGGAACCGUCACUGUGGAGGCCUGAACUGUAAUGGCGCUGUAGCAGUAGCUGACAAUGCCCUGGAGAGAGCCAAACACGCUGAGAAGGAGCUGAACAAAGCCAUGAGAGAGGUGGAGGGACUCUUUACCAAGGUAGCAGAUGCCAAGAGCAAGGCUGAGGAGGCCAUGGGUAAAGCCCAAGCUGCUCUCGACAAAGCCACGUCUGCCAAAAACAAAGUGGAGCGCUCCAACAAUGACCUGAGAGACCUCAUCAAACAGAUCAGAGACUUCCUCACCCAGGAGGGUGCAGACCCAGACAGCAUUGAGACAGUGGCAAACCGUGUGUUGGAGCUCUCCAUUCCUGCCUCACCUCUCCAGAUCAGACAUCUUGCUGAUGAAAUCAAGGAACGGGUUCGCAGCCUUUCAAAUGUGGACGCCAUCCUGGAGCAGACACAGGAUGAUGUCCGCAAGGCAGAGCAACUGCUACUGGAUGCCAAGAGGGCAAGGCAUCGAGCUGAAGGAGUAAAGACCACAGUAGAGACAGUGAAACAGGCCCUGGCAGAUGCUAAGACUGCCCAGACAUCAGCAGAGAAAGCCAUAGCAAAAGCAAAGGCUGAUAUUGGGGACACAAAUGACCGACUGGUACAGAUUGAGUCGGAGACAUCCAACAGUGAGAAGAACCUGAACGAUGCCAUGGGCCGGUUGGCCACACUGGGGCGGGAGAUCAUUUCCCUGAAGACCAAACGUGCCAACAACAGUAUGGCAGCGGCCCGAGCCGAAGAAACAGCCACCAUGGCACGAGACAAGGCGAAUGAAGCCAAACAGAUUCUAGACGGCCAGCUGACGGAUAAAUACCAUGAGGUGCAGCAGCGGGUUGACACAAAGGCCAAGGCUGUAAAGGAUGCCAAGAAAAGAGCGGAGAGCCUCAGAGAUGAAGCAAAGGAACUACUGAGAGAUGCUCAGAACAAGCUCCAGAGACUAGCAGAGCUGGAGAAGAACUAUGAGGAAAACCAGAGGAAGUUGGAGGGGAAAGCUCGUCAGCUGGAUGGCUUGGAGGACAAGAUGAAAGCCAUUCUCAAUGACAUCAACAAACAGAUCCAAAUCUACAACACAUGCCAGUAACCUUGUCAUUAGAAAACAGGUCCAUCAACGUGUCAUUCUGCCAUUUCCUCCAGAAGCAAGCAAUCAGAAGAUAGCUGCGGUGCUUAUUUUAUCUCUCUGCAAGUGAAUUUGCAAAUUUUGUGUGCAAACUGUCUUUUAUGUCAGUAUUUUAAACGGUUGCGAUAAUAGAUAUAGAUAUAUAUAUAUAUAUAUCCACAGCUGAACAUAUAAAGGUUGUUUGAUUUCACUUGCUGUAAUUUUAAUUGUGUACAUUAUUUUGGUUUUCAAGUUUUAAAACGAUCAGGAAAUGUAUCUGUGUUUAAGCAAUCUGGAAAUGUAUUUGUUUAAAUUUGUAUUUUAAACUCUAAUUUAAUAAUACACAGAUGUGGGUGAAAAUAAUGCAUUGCAAACAAUCUACAGUUUAAAUAUUUAUAGACUCUUUUUAACUUAGAGUGUGUGUUUUAUAAUCAGCAGGUCAAGAUCACUUCUUUAUCAAGUCUCUGUUACUACUAGAAGUACAUUCUGAGCUGUGCUCAUUGGAAGAGGACUUCAUAUAUACUGCAGUGGACAGUGUCUUCUUUCAGUAUGAAAUGGAACAAAUUUCAAGCGCGUGAGAACAUAAAGUCCGAAAAAAAAUCUGCUCACAUUUAACUGUGCAUCAAAGUCAGAAUCAUGAGGCUUUAGUCAUUUUGGCUCAUUCUCCAAUCAGCCAUAAUACUGAGAUGGAGGUAUAUUCACUAGACCCUUGUCCCUGUGUACUUUUAAAGAGGGUUAUUGCAAUACUAGGAAUGCAUUUUUGUAAUAUGUCUGCCUUGAUAUAAAUAACAAGGAAAUAGAUAUGACCUUUUUUUAAAUGUAAAAAUAAAAUAAGCUGUUGACACGGUUAAGCACGUAAGAAACAGAACCGCCCAAAAACCACCUCUGCCUGGAGUACGAGGUUGGCAGUAAUGUCGGGAGCGAUUUAAAUUAACAGUAAAUGCUAGCAGCCGAGCUCUGAUGAUGCUGCUAUCAGUUGGUCCUCAGUGAUUCAUCUGAUGAAACAACAAUAUGGUCUAUCUACAGGCUUCUGACACAUUGUCAAGAGGUCACUGUACAGAGGAUAAAGUCUGAUUCCCAAAAAUGUUUUUUUUUUUUUCAAACAUUAUUAAUGUUCUGUUUGUGUUGUGGAUGUAGUCAACAACCAGAUCUUUUUGAAUGAAUGCCACAGCAGUGAUCUACUGAUUGUGAAUGUUAUAUUUAUAUACUGUGACAGAAUAUGUACGAUCUGCAGUAACUGAUGCCUCACUGUAGUGACAUAGUACUCUACAGUAUGCAAAGUGUGUAAUUGUGCCUUACAGUAUGCCGGUGUCUUGGACAUUUACUCAUGUACUAUCUGCAUGACAAUUUGUAUUUUAGGAAACAUGCCUAACCAAAAACUAACUUUGUACAUGUUUCCCUCUGAUCACAAAUCAACUAGCAGUCAAAUGAUUUUGAUAACUAAUUGCCAAAGCAAAAAGUACCAAAAGAUGCUUGUGUAAAGGUUAACUGUGUACAGUUGUGAGAAUAAAGUCUGGAUAACUUGACUUUUCUCUGUGUCAAAGUAGCUUC
Molecule: messenger RNA, 7208 nt
Organism: Scatophagus argus
Lineage: Eukaryota; Metazoa; Chordata; Actinopteri; Scatophagidae
Gene: lamb2
Product: laminin, beta 2 (laminin S)
Exons: 36
Coding region: 249-5642 (1797 amino acids)
Biological process (GO): substrate adhesion-dependent cell spreading; basement membrane assembly; cell migration
Cellular component (GO): laminin trimer
Molecular function (GO): integrin binding; extracellular matrix structural constituent
Source: RefSeq, a predicted model, not a curated record